Bufo bufo (common toad) is the source of this 2702-nucleotide messenger RNA. Its product is annotated as nuclear mitotic apparatus protein 1-like. Bases 310 to 2577 code for a protein of 755 amino acids. The record is from RefSeq and is a predicted model, not a curated record. The transcript is spliced from 11 exons. Lineage: Eukaryota; Metazoa; Chordata; Amphibia; Anura; Bufonidae.
UUGGAGCAGCUGGAGAGGAAUGACUGGGGGUCUAGGAGAGGCGAAUGGAUCUGGGGUCACCGCACCGUUCACUGUUCACCCUGGGAGGGAGAAGGAACAAAGUUUUCGGGGAAAGUGUCAGUGGAACAUGCUGGUAAUCCCGAGCCGGCCUUCUCGCAUUCCCUUCCUGCAGUGUUGUGACAGAUGAGUCAGUACUGUGUAAACGUGGACAGGCUUUACUUUGUGCAAUGUGCAAAGAAACUCAUUCACGGCCGGAGAGGAGAGGGGGACGUAUAAAAAAGAGCGAGAACCAGGUCACCGAUUAAAUAUAUGUCUGACCUUUGCCGCCUCUGUUCCUCUCAGCUUCGAGGAUCACGCCGUAAGUGGCUCUUCGGGGGCUCGGGGUCCCUCCUUCCCUUAUUCUCCCAAGUAUUAGGGACCCCCAUCCUCCGCAACCCACCUGGAUCAGCCCCCAAGCCCGGCAAAGGGAAGGGGCGGCCGGAAGAUGCAGAGUUUCUCUGCGGAAAGUGCUGCCACUCGCUCAACGUCUACCACCGCUAUGACCUGGUGUUGUUUCGCAUGCGGGAGCUGUAUGAGCAGAGGUCCACCCGUCUGGUGACAGAGAAGGAUAAGCUUUCGUUUACCUUGCGCACUAUCCACGCCAGGGCCUGGGGCCUUCCACUGCCUGAGUACCAUGGUCAUCACCAAGACCGUAACACCUAUGGGUAUAGGGGUUCUUACAAUGAUCUCAGUUCUUCUGGCUCCUAUAAGUCUCGUAAUAAUUCCCUUUCUCCAGGAUACCAAAACUCAUGUCCCAAUUCUCCCUUUCCUGACCGUCUGGGGUCUUUCCAUGGUUCUUUGGGUUCUUUGUCUUCUGAUGCUCCUUCAAAGUCUUACCAAAAACUUCUAGAACAAGACCGGUCAUUGUGGGAGCAUGAGAGCUGGUGGGACGACCGCCACAGGGGCUGCUCACGUUGCAUCAAGGGCGAGAAGUGUCAUUCUUGUUCUUCCUGGAGAGUUUCUGAUGCCAAUUAUGAGUCUGUAUGUACCGUCCCUCGAAGGAGGAAACACAGCAGAGGAACAGAUGAUGGCUCGGUUCUUCUAAGGAGCAAAUCUUUGGGAAGUGUUGGUGGAGAAAGUGCCAGCAGCAAGGGCUCCCUCCUCUCCUUAUCCGCCUCUUCUUUGGAUUCCCUUUCUUUCGUGGGGGAAGAAGGUGAUGGAGGAGUAUUUUGGGAAGCAAAGUCUCCUUUACCCUCAUCUCCUCCUUCGUCAUUUCCUUUACCCAAGCCAGGGGUGGGAGAAGUGUUGAAAAGCUUGAAGGAAAUUAAGUACAGUCCAGUUAAAACACCCACAAGGAGCAAGAUACCCAUCAGGAGUCAACAGAAGACAAAGGUGGAAGAUGUGGACCAAUAUGUAGAAGAUGGCGUCUACGAGAGGCCACCAGUAGAAGAACCAGCUGGAGACUUGGAUGUGUACAUGGGUAUCGGGCCUGAGGUCUGCAGGACUCAAGCUUCUUGUUUCCUCCACAUCCAGGAGACCUUAAAAUGGCUACAGACAAACCUGAAGACCACACAGAGUUGCGGCACCUUGUCGGGGCAGCAGGACCAAGUGAUGGAACAGCAAGAACUGAUACGAGAAUUAAUCAAGAGACUCAAGUUCAAGGAUGAAGUCUUGGAGGAAUCUCUGACUUUGCUGCUGACUCUUCCUGUGGCCUCUGACCCAUACGGGGAACUUAUCACAGACUUUGUUGAGAAAUUAAGGGCACAAGAAGAGCAGAUAAAGAAAGAAGGGGAUGAGGUGGCCGAAAUCAAACGCCAAAGAGAGGCAGAAGUGAAACGUCUACACGAGGAGCUGAGAGCAAGAGAAGAAGACAUCACACGAUUGUCCAAGGUUCUGCGUGACAAUCAGGACACCAUAACAGCUCUGCGCGACAUCCUGGGAGAGAAGGACUUCACCAUCCAGAGGAUGGAGGUGGCACUGGACUCUUCUGUUCGCUCCUCAGCUUCUCAGGAUGCUCUGCGCCUCGCUGCUCUGCGGGAGAAGGAUUCACUGAUUGCAGCAGUACAAGGAGCCCUGAGUAGCAGCAAUCAGGAUGUAGAGGCCCUUGCAGACUCUCUCUUAUCCCAGGGACUGGAUGACCUUAGUACCUCAAUUCCCGGACUGUCAGCCCCUAAUCCUCUAAUGUCCCAGCUACAGGAGAAAGGUCGACUGCUAUCCCAGGCCCACGCGGACAAUCAGCGUCAGAGUAUUCAGCACCAGCGAGACAUCCAAGAUCUACUGAAUGCUCUCAAUGAGAGCCAGACACUGCUCCAGGAACAGCUGCGACAUUGUAAGAAACGUCUGCAGGACGGGGCUCAGGAGCAGAAGACGCUGAGAGAGGCGCUGAGAGCGAAGGAGAAGGAGCUGCAAGAAGAGAGACGGAGGCACAGCGCCGACCAGCACCAAGUCAGUGCCAAUCUGAUGCAGCUGCAAGACUCCGCCAGGGAGAGGGACCAGGCCACCAAGAAACUGCUGCAGGAUGCUGAGAGCAGAGAUCAGCUGAUCAAGAAGCUUCAGGAAAGACUGAAGCCGUGCGGUGAGGUCAGAGACACGCUGUGAGAUCUCCUUUUCCCAACUUACCUGAUGGGAAUCAAAUGUGGAAAUUUUCAUACAUUGUUUACCAGCUGAAUACUCGGAACCGGGAUCAUCUUUCUCCUGGAGGAACCUGAUGUGGUGAUGGUGGA